This is a messenger RNA of Habropoda laboriosa, 1623 nucleotides long. RefSeq names its product para-nitrobenzyl esterase-like. Lineage: Eukaryota; Metazoa; Arthropoda; Insecta; Hymenoptera; Apidae. The record is from RefSeq and is a predicted model, not a curated record. The coding region runs from base 1 to 1623 and encodes 540 amino acids. The transcript is spliced from 10 exons.
AUGGACCGUACGACGCUGUUUCUCUUUCUUUUAUUCUUGAUCGAACGCGUCAAUGGCCAAAAUGGGCCAAUAGUGCAGACCCUAAAUGGCUUGGUUCGUGGUACCUACAACACCACAAUAUGGAAGUCGAUGCCAUUUUCGUCGUUCAGGGGAAUCCCUUACGGGAAACCACCUGUUGGUGAACUCAGAUUUCAACCGCCAGUUCCUGUUGAUCCAUGGGGAGGAAUCCUGGAGGCCACUUCAACGCCCAAUCCGUGUCCACAAUUUGAGGAUAUGUCGCAAAUUCUGAUGGGUCGCGAGGAUUGCUUGUACCUCAACGUGUAUACACCUGUUACAAACUUCAUGCCACCACUGAAGCUGAUACCAGUUAUGGUCUGGAUAUAUGGCGGCAGCUUUACAACCGGUCACAGCAACGACACCUUGUAUGGACCUCGCCUUAUGAUAGAACGCGACGUCGUUAUAGUUACCUUCAAUUAUCGCGUCGGUCCUUUAGGUUUCCUAUCGCUGAACCAUUCAAAAGCUCUGGGCAACGCAGGUCUGAAGGAUCAAUAUCUGGUGCUGCAAUGGGUGAAGAAGAAUAUCGCCGCGUUUGGCGGAGAUCCUAAUCAGGUCACUAUAUUUGGGGAGAGCGCUGGAUCUGUAUCUGUUGGUUACCACGUAUUAUCAGAAAAAGCAGCUGGUCUGUUUUCGAAGGCGUUCUUAAUGAGCGGCACACCACUGUGUCAAUGGGCCCAUCAAACUGCCAAAGAUAACUUGAUCAAUGCGAAGCAGCUUGCUGCUCUGCUCGGUUACGCGGCCCCAACUACCGAAGACCUGUUGGACUUCCUUCUUCAAGUGCCUGCUUUGGAUCUCGCAAUCGCAACUGCAAAUCUGUCAGUGACGCAUCCACUUCCAUUCAGACCCGUCAUAGAGAACACCACGUUGGAUUAUAAUAACACGGCGUACAUAACAGAGUGUUCCGCGGUGAAGUAUCAUACUGGAAGGUUCAACAAAGUGCCAACGAUGAUGGGCUACAUGCACGACGAGGCGAUCUAUUUCCUCUUCUAUUUCCUCCAUUCGUCGAAUCCCAUCCACGAUGCCAUCUCAUUUUUCGAAAAUAUGGAUAAUUUGACUGGUAACGCGUUGAUCAGCGCUUUAAACAAUACGGUGCAAAUCGAGGUUGACUUGUAUUCAACGAUUGGAACGGACCUGUUCUUCAUCAGCCCGAUAGAUCUAACUCAGCAAUUGUUGGCUGCGAAUAACAGCGGCAAUCCCAUUUACUAUUAUCGACAAUCUUACCAAUCGCCUUACUUGUGGCACAGGUAUUACCUCGGAGUGCCCUUCAACGGUGCUGCCCACUUCGACGACAUUCCGUACAUAUGGGAGACAGAUAUAAUACCAGUACCUACCGAUCCUAACGAUCCUUAUUACCAGUUCCUGCAAGCAAUGGUAGGCAUGACCACCAAUUUUGCAAAGUACGGAAAUCCUACACCGGAAGGCAAUUCUCCGAUAGGCAUAACGUGGACGCCAUCAGGCGUGGAGGGAUUACAGAUAGAUCUGAACAGUACGUUCACGAUGAACAACCGUCUGGCGGAUGAUAACGCUUUGUUGUUCGAGCCGAUCCUAAGCGCAUCGUGUAUCUAA